GAGCGCCAUAUUGGACGGCCGCUGCUUGUUCUCGCUCCCUGAAGUGUUCGCUUCGCCUCGCCGGUCCGGUUGGCCCAAGUCACGGUCCCCGGUGUUAGUGCUGUGGAGCUGAGAGGUUUCUGCCGGACGGAGCGGUGCUGUGCGGUCCGAGAGCGGAGAGGAGGGAGUGUGGCGAGAAGGAGCCGGGAGAGGAGCCGCGGCAGGCAGCCGGUGUGAGGCGGCAGUUGGGUGAUACCCCCCACCUCUUCCGGCCAUGGACGUCGAGCGGCUCCAGGAAGCUCUGAAAGAUUUUGAAAAGCGAGGGAAGAAGGAGGUCUGCUCAGAGCUGGACCAGUUUCUGUGUCAUGUGGCGAAAACUGGAGAGACCAUUGUCCAGUGGCCCCAGUUUAAAGAAUACUUCAUGUUUAAACUGGAGAAGGUGAUGGAUGACUUCAGAUCUACAGCCCCUGAACAGAGAGGACCUCCCAAUCCCAAUGUGGAGUAUAUUCCCUUUGAUGAAAUGAAGGAGAGAAUACUAAAGAUUGUCACUGGUUUCAAUGGCACUCCGUUCACCAUUCAGCGACUCUGUGAGCUGGUGACAGACCCGCGGAGAAAUUACACAGGGACUGACAAGUUCCUGCGAGGAGUAGAGAAGAACGUUAUGGUUGUCAGCUGUGUGUACCCUUCUUCUGAGAAAAACAGUUCUACUAGUUUGAACCGAAUGAAUGGGGUGAUGUUUCCAAGUAACUCUCAAAGCUACACAGACAGGUCAAAUGUUAACGGUCCAGGGACCCCUCGUCCACUGAGUCGACCUAAGCUUUCUCUGUCUAGUCCCAUGACAACCAAUGGUUUACCUGACAGCUUGGAGAAUAAGGAUUCUGACUUACUGCAGAAAGAAAAGGCUCACAGUGAUACUUUGUCUCCUAAUAACGAGGAUUCUCCCACGAGUACUGUAAAGAAUAAGCAUUCAGAGGAAGACUUGGAAGAGCCAGAGGAGCAUGAAGUUAAAAGGCUAAAGUUUGACCCCGAGGAGGAAGAAGAGAAAUCUGCUAGUCUGAGGGCUUCAUCUAGUGAGGUCUCCUCAGACAUGACGGAAGAAGAAGCAGAAUCUGCAUCACCAAACCAAGACCCUGGGAAAGAUACCCAUGAUCCCGACCACUCUGCGGGAGAAGAAUCCUUAAUGACGGCAAGUGAUUCUUCUGAAGAGGAUGACAAAAACGCCACUGACAACUUAACUGUGAACAAAGAAACUUCCGACGAGAGCCAUCAAAUGGAGGAGACUGAACAGGACGAAGCCCAGAGCGGUUUGCAGAUGGAAGAACAAGAGAAAGCUCCGACUUCAAACUGUACUGGUACUGACCGCAGCGAAGCAGAACCCCACGCGGCGGCUCUUCAGGAGGCACCAGAAGCCCCAGUGGAGUCGAUGGAAAACAGCGAGGAGGCAGCAGAAGUAGCAGAUGAACCCAUGGAACAAGAUUAACUGACGCCUAGAGACGCAGUGUUUUCAGUACAGUUCUGUUUUUACACUGUAUACAAAUUUUAUGUAAAAAAACAUACAAAAAAAACAAACAAAAGUUGGACCUUUAGUUUUACAAAAAGGCAGGUUGCAAACAACUCUUUUCUGGAAUAGAAACUGAACGAGCUUUAUCUAUCCCCCCGUCUCAGAACUGUGAAUCUUUGUUCCUUCAGGUUCUGCCUACCGCUGACUUAUUGGUUUGGUCAAAUCAGUGGUUUGUGUAUAGACUUAUUUUUAUUAUUUAGAAAGAGGUUUUUAAACUGGAAGGUUAUAAUUUUCGAACCCUUUUGGAGGGCUACACGUUUUUGGUUAAAAUUAAAAUAAGAAAAAUACAAAAAAAAAA
Spea bombifrons (plains spadefoot toad) is the source of this 1838-nucleotide messenger RNA. RefSeq names its product protein phosphatase 4 regulatory subunit 2 (gene PPP4R2). NCBI's taxonomy places the organism in Eukaryota, Metazoa, Chordata, Amphibia, Anura, Pelobatidae. Gene Ontology annotation, cellular component: protein phosphatase 4 complex; cytoplasm; nucleus. Bases 254 to 1459 code for a protein of 401 amino acids. The transcript has 9 exons. The record is from RefSeq and is a predicted model, not a curated record. Gene Ontology annotation, molecular function: protein phosphatase regulator activity. Gene Ontology annotation, biological process: protein dephosphorylation.